Messenger RNA from Episyrphus balteatus (marmalade hoverfly), 1239 nucleotides. RefSeq lists its product as uncharacterized. The record is from RefSeq and is a predicted model, not a curated record. NCBI's taxonomy places the organism in Eukaryota, Metazoa, Arthropoda, Insecta, Diptera, Syrphidae. The coding region runs from base 57 to 1154 and encodes 365 amino acids. The transcript is spliced from 2 exons.
UAAUAAAAUUCAAUUUUCAUUUUUUUUUUUAAAUUGAAAUUAACGUAAUCUCGACAAUGUCUAAAUUUCAAGAAGAAUUAACUUUCGAUUGCAUUCCCGAUACCAUUGAUGAAUUCGAUUUAAAUGAAAAUGGACAUUCUGUAUUGGAUGAAAUCAAUAGAUGUCGACAUUUGUACAAGAAACGUCAGGUUUUGAAAAGACAAAAGGCCAUUGAUAUCAAACCACUCUACUAUGAGCAGAUGCGCAGAAGAGACCUUGUAGCCAAAUAUCCGGUUUAUAAAUUUUGGUAUACUUCUCCAAAGCCACCAAAGAAACCAGAUCCAUGUAGUCAUGUGGGUAGAAUAAUACUCGACAGAGAUAUCCUUACCAAAAAUGAACACAUAAGUUUCCUGGCUCAACCAAAAGCCGAUUUGGGUCGCAAAGUAAAGCCUCCACAAUGGACUUGCCAAAAGAGAUAUCUUCCCAAUUGUACAACUCGGGUGGAAUCUUUGGCACAUCCGAAAACUAUUCGUGUGCAACACAAUUGCCAUGAUUUUCAAAAUAUAUUAUCCGUUCGACAAGCUACAAAUUUGAGGAAAACUCUGCAGAAGCCGCCUCUGGAGUAUACGGCCAUUGAGAAUGCAAUAACGUAUAUUCAUGAAGAACGUCGACUAAAGAAUAUCGUAAAGAGUGAAACCAUUCGAAAAUGUAAUCAGAUAAAGCAGAAACUUUUGAAAAUUGAAAGAAAACAAAUGUUGAAAAUCAUUUAUGCCUUGUAUGAAGUUAUGAAGGAAUUCCUUGUUGGUGAUCAAUUGGAAAUGAGCUCGGAUGAGGUGAAUAGUUUGAGUAAAGUACUUGAGAGGAAAAUUACUGAAUUUUGUGAUUGUGAUGAUAGUAGCUCAACAAGUCAUGUUCGACAGUUGCUUAAAACAGUUUCUAUAAACUUGGCAAUUUGGAUUGAAAAAUUCACAUCAAAUUGUGGAUUUAAAAAUGCUCAUGUUGAUAAAGAAUCUGAGGAAGACGAAAGAGUUAAAUGCAAGGAGAUGGAAAAUCCAGAGUUUUUACUUCCAGUUGAAGAUUACAUUUCGUAUCACAGCAUGUCGACAUCGGAAGACUUUGUGGAUGCAGAAGAAUUUGGUGGUGAAAAUGAAUAUGAGGAUGAAGGAAAUUAUUGAAGUUCUAUUUUGUUGUAUUUUGUAUAUGAUUUGUAUAAAUUCUGGUAUCAUAUCAAUUUAGAAAUUAAAAAAUUGUAGAUAAGUA